Molecule: messenger RNA, 1205 nt
Organism: Phanerochaete carnosa HHB-10118-sp
Lineage: Eukaryota; Fungi; Basidiomycota; Agaricomycetes; Polyporales; Phanerochaetaceae
Exons: 4
Coding region: 1-759 (252 amino acids)
Biological process (GO): proteolysis; attachment of GPI anchor to protein; protein localization to cell surface
Cellular component (GO): GPI-anchor transamidase complex
Molecular function (GO): GPI-anchor transamidase activity
Source: RefSeq, a predicted model, not a curated record
AUGCACUCAUUCCUCCUCUGGCUGUGUGCAGCCACUCUGGCUCUCGCUAGCUGGUCUCGAGGUGCUAGAGCUCAAAAUAUAGCGCAACAGGAUGUUGUGCACAGUUUCUUCAAUGCACAGAGCGACUUAGUCUCCUCACAUACCAAUAACUGGGCUGUGCUUGUCUGUGCUUCACGGUAUUGGUUCAACUACAGGCAUAUGGCGAAUACGCUUGGCAUGUAUCGAACAGUGAAGCGUCUGGGAAUACCCGACUCGAAUAUCAUUCUCAUGCUGGCAGACGACGUCUCGUGCAAUGCUCGGAACAAAUUCCCGGGCUGCGUCUACUCUAAUGCAGGACGAACGCUGGACCUCUAUGGGGAUAACAUCGAAGUAGACUAUCGUGGUUACGAAGUUACAGUUGAGAAUCUCCUUCGGGUGCUGACCGGACGCAUGGACCCCUCUGUGCCUCGCUCGAAACGUCUCCUUACCGAUGACAGAUCCAACAUCUUUGUCUACAUGACUGGUCAUGGUGGAAACGAAUUCCUCAAGUUCCAGGACAACGACUCGCGGACGUUACGGCUGCGGUUGGAGCUUUGGAAAACGUUAAAACGAACGAACAGACCCAGACGUCCUUUGUGUUCUCAUAACUUAUACUGUACCCCUGUCGGCAAUAUGUGGCCCCCAUCCAGCGGCUUUCACAUGCACCGCGGCGGUAGUAUCCCUGCCUCGCAGAGUGGAAGUGUAACGGAAUUUAACGGGUACGAUAGUGGAUAUACAUGAAGUCUACUGCUUGCUAGUCCGUAUAACCCACGCUAUAAGGCUCCCGGCGAGAGCUACCGAAGCCCACGCGCGUGCGGCGACAGAGAACGGUCCUCGGUCAGCCUCCGCGUAGCUGUUGAAGAUCGCGGCCGUGUCAAGGGUUCUCGUGGGCGCAACUCGAUGUUCACCAGACGAAUCAUUCGUACGGUACAUCUCGACAGGGUCCGCCAGCCUCGCGGACAUGUUUGGCGCAGAUGGUCGUAUGUCUAGUGGCUUUGACAUGUUCGAAGUAACCUCAUCAGAAGGGACGAGUAGCGAAGGGAGAAUUUCUGCCUGUGCAACGCCUCCAAAAAAGUCUGUCACGAGUGUUUGGCGAAGUGGCCUCCGGAAGAGAUCUGAGCGGACACCUGGAUGGGAGUGUAUCUUCUCGAAACUGUAGGUAUCGAACUGAGGUUUUUGGAAAGGUU